Messenger RNA from Closterium sp. Naga37s-1, 624 nucleotides. The record is from the annotation of a GenBank genome assembly. Lineage: Eukaryota; Viridiplantae; Streptophyta; Zygnematophyceae; Desmidiales; Closteriaceae.
AUGUGCAGGGCGGGCUCGACCGCAAGCGGAGGCGCAAGGACGAGGCAGCACUGGGUCCUGCCCAGUCAGCAGCAGAAGCUGCCAAGAGGGUUCUCGACAAGAAGUGCUGCUGCUGAUGAAGCAGUGACAGCAGGGGCAGAGGAAGGGCCGCUCGCAGGGGGGUAUGGUGGAGCAGAAGCAGGCUUGGGUGGGGACGAGGCGUGGGGAGGAGAUGGCGCGCUGGGUGGGUAUGGUGAUGAGUCAACUACGUACGAUGCUGAGUCAGCAGGGCAUGGGGAAGGAGACAUGGGAGUGGGCCAUGAUGAGGAUUUGGAGCAUAGGGGAGUGGAUGGGGAGGAGGGUGAUAUGGAUGGUGCUGCUGGGUUGCAUAAUGGGGAAGGUGCAGGUGAUGGUCGUGGUGGUGAGGAUGGUGAGGAGGAGGAGGAGGAGGCAGCAGAGGCACAUGCAGCUGAUGGGGAAGAAACGGAAUACCAUGAUGUGAAUGGGGUGCAGUACCAUGUGGAAACGGGUGAGGAGCACUAUAACGAGGAUGGGGCAGGAGAGGCGGUAUGGGGAGGUGGGGGAGCGGAUCAGCUGUACGGUGCAGAUGGCAUUGACCCCGAUGACCAAUACAUGUUUUACUGA